Molecule: messenger RNA, 538 nt
Organism: Closterium sp. Naga37s-1
Lineage: Eukaryota; Viridiplantae; Streptophyta; Zygnematophyceae; Desmidiales; Closteriaceae
Source: the annotation of a GenBank genome assembly
CGCUCUCUCUACCGUCGCCUUAGCGCUCUCCAUUUCGUUGCCUUCGCGCUUUCCCUACCGACGCCUUAGCGCUCUCCAUUUCGUCGCCUUAGCGCUCUCCCUCCCGUCGCCUGCGCGCUCUCCCUCCCGUCGCCUUCGUGCUCUCUCUCCCGUCGCCUUCGCGCUCUCCAUCCCGUCGCCCUUGCAAUCUCCCCUCCCAUCCGGUCGUUCCCUUCAUCUCCUCUCGCUCACGUCCUCCCCUCCCCUUGCCAUCCCAUCGUUCGCCUCCUCUCCCCUCCCAUCCCGUCGUUCGCCUCCUCUCCCCUCCCAUCCCGUCGUUCGCCUCCUCUCCCCUCCCAUCCCGUCGUUCGCCUCCUCUCCCCUCCCAUCCCGUCGUUCGCCUCCUCUCUCCUCCCAUCCCGUCGUUUGCCUCCUCUCCCCUCCCAUCCCGUCGUUCGCCUCCUCUCUCUCCUCUUUCUUCCCGUCGCUCCUCCACUCUCCCCUCGCUGGCCGUUGUUCCUCUCUCUCUCCCCAUCGAUUUCAUUCUAUCCGUUGGUGA